AUGACAAUGUACUUAUCAUUAAUGCUACUUUUGUUUUUCGUUUCGCCGAUCAGCUGUUCAUACAAUAUAACUUCAUUACCUAAUAACAACAGUUUAUUCUUCGAUCACAUUUCAAACGUCAAUUUGAUACGAGACGACUGGCGCCUCAUCGUCUACUAUGACACACAACCUUAUCAAGAUGGAAAUGAAGCGCUAGCAAAAUACAUGAAGUACCUAGAAGAUUUAUGUUCAAGGAUCCCUAUUCAAGCAUACUGUUAUGGGAUCGUAUUACAGUUUCGUCAUGAGGUGACUGAACUGCAACAUUAUAAUAACAUAUUAAUGAGUCACAACCACAACAUCAAUGAACCCACAGGACAUCGACGACGACGUGGUCUAAUUGACGGUGUUGGCUCUAUUGCAAAUACCCUUUUUGGAGUCUUAGAUCAAAAUUUUGCAGAAAAAUACGAACAAGACAUUGACCUUAUCAGAAAAAAUCAAAAACAUUUGGCAGCACUUUGGAAAAAUCAGACUUCAGUAGUCGAAGCGGAGUUCAAUCUACUGAAACAAACAGAAAACAUCAUUGACCAAAAUCACAAAUUAAUUAACAAGAAAUUCAACGCUAUAGAACAAUCAGUAAAUCAGAUCAAGAACGAAAUCCAAAAUGUUUCUAUCAUCAAUGAAUUUAUAACAACUUCUAUAAUGGCCAAUAACAUCUUAUUCCGUUUAAAGGACAUUCAGCAGACCUUACUAGAUACUAUCACCAAUAUCUACAAUGGAAAAUUCAAUUUUCAUCUGCUUCCACCAGACCAGUUGAGACAGGAACUCAGCGUCAUCGCCGGACAGCUUCCGAAGGACCUGUCUAUACCUAUCAACAACUUUGGAGACCUAUCAGAGAUUUACAACCUCUUAAAAGUCAGAGCAAGGAUCACAAACAAUUACAUCAUAUUUGAAAUAAAAAUCCCUCUAGUCAGUGGCGAUUUAUACGAAGUUUUAAAAAUUAUACCUAUUCCUCACUUAACAACAAGUAAUCAAGUAGCGGUCGUAGUACCGAUAGCAAAUUACGUCGCUAUCAACUUGAAUAAAGAUGCGUUUUUUACCGUGACUGAUCAAGAGUUAAAGUCCUGCUUGCAAAGGAACUCCCAAACGAUGCUAUGUCACAUCAAGAGACCAAUAUUUCACAUUACCAAUGAUCAAAACUUUUGUGAACGUUUGCCUACAACAAAACACUGCAAAACAAUCACAAGUCCAUGCACCAACAGAUGGGAACAGCUGAAUAAAAUCAAUUCAUAUUUAUAUUUUUGCUGCGAACAGUGCUUAUUAAAGCUCCUAUGCGACGAUCAAGUUUCAGCGAUACAAAUGACUCACUCGGGAUUCUUUACUGUCGACCGAGGUUGUACUAUUAAAUCAACUGACUUCUUUGUCUACUCACAUAGGCAAGAUGUCAGCAAAAUUAGUAUACACUCUAAAAUUGAUUCACCAGAUAUUUCACCAAUAAAUCAUCUGAUCAAUGUCUCAAUACCACACAUUAUUAUAUCUACCAAUCAAUCAGAUCAGAUAGAUCACAAUAUGAAACUUCAGAAGAUCGAAGAAAGCAUAAAAACCAUGAAAGAAAGUCCAGCUUUGUAUGACGGAGUAUCCUUUCAUUCAUGACGUUCAU
This is a messenger RNA of Ostrinia furnacalis (Asian corn borer), 1636 nucleotides long. RefSeq lists its product as uncharacterized. The transcript has a single exon. The coding region runs from base 1 to 1629 and encodes 542 amino acids. The record is from RefSeq and is a predicted model, not a curated record. Lineage: Eukaryota; Metazoa; Arthropoda; Insecta; Lepidoptera; Crambidae.